UCUCUUCCAACCACUCACCGCCAAAACCAAUUUAUUUCCUCACAAGUCACAAGCCAACAAACAUCUCAAUCUCCAAUCCCAACAGGAAAUUUUCUCUCUAAAAUGGCACCCAAGGCCGAGAAGAAGCCCGCGGAGAAGAAGCCGGCCGCCGAGAAGGCCCCUGCGGCGGAGAAGAAGCCCAAGGCUGGGAAGAAGCUGCCGAAGGACGCCGCCGCCAGCGACAAGAAGAAGAAGAGGAACAAGAAGAGCGUGGAGACGUACAAGAUCUACAUCUUCAAGGUGCUGAAGCAGGUCCACCCUGACAUCGGUAUCUCCAGCAAGGCGAUGGGGAUCAUGAACAGCUUCAUCAACGACAUCUUCGAGAAGCUUCUAGCGCAGGAGUCGUCGAAGCUGGCGCGAUACAACAAGAAGCCGACUAUCACCUCCCGUGAAAUCCAGACCGCCGUGAGGCUGGUGCUGCCUGGAGAGCUGGCGAAGCACGCCGUUUCUGAAGGGACCAAGGCCGUUACCAAAUUCACUAGCUCUUAAAUUGAAUGAUUUGUUAGGGUUUCAAUUGAAUGAUUCAGUUAGGGUUUCUGUCUGCCUAAAGAAAUAAUACUCCUUCCGCUUAUAUUUAUUUAAGAAAAAACUCUCUUUUACGUUAAUAUAAAUAUAUUACUU
Messenger RNA from Salvia splendens (bonfire salvia), 660 nucleotides. RefSeq names its product histone H2B.3. Gene Ontology annotation, cellular component: nucleosome. The record is from RefSeq and is a predicted model, not a curated record. Gene Ontology annotation, molecular function: protein heterodimerization activity; structural constituent of chromatin; DNA binding. The coding region runs from base 103 to 528 and encodes 141 amino acids. The transcript has 2 exons. NCBI's taxonomy places the organism in Eukaryota, Viridiplantae, Streptophyta, Magnoliopsida, Lamiales, Lamiaceae.